This is a messenger RNA of Coregonus clupeaformis (lake whitefish), 2086 nucleotides long. Its product is annotated as putative glutathione-specific gamma-glutamylcyclotransferase 2. Gene Ontology annotation, molecular function: glutathione specific gamma-glutamylcyclotransferase activity; gamma-glutamylcyclotransferase activity. Bases 847 to 1653 code for a protein of 268 amino acids. Gene Ontology annotation, cellular component: cytoplasm. The transcript is spliced from 4 exons. Lineage: Eukaryota; Metazoa; Chordata; Actinopteri; Salmoniformes; Salmonidae. Gene Ontology annotation, biological process: glutathione catabolic process. The record is from RefSeq and is a predicted model, not a curated record.
GAGCAAGGCACUUAACCCUAAUUGCUCCUGUAAGUCGCUCUGGAUAAGAGCGUCUGCUAAAUGACUAAAAUGUAACCACCUUAAUCGGAACGUGUCAGCACCCAUAGUGCAAGCUUCCCUCUUCAGCGCGAGUGAAGUGAGUUCGGAACAACUGAAUGUAUGCGUUUUAGAAAUAGUUAUCACAUACAAACUUUAUAUGUCCGAACUGAGAAUCAAACAGACUUCCCAAAAACAACAUGGUCACUGUGGUAGAACAUUUCUUUUGAUUGGCGAUUCUCUGCAUUUAUCAGAUUGACAUUACGUACCCUGAUUUCAGGUGUGUCCAUGUAAACAGGAUUAUUAAGGAAAUCGCUCUUCUUGCAAAGCAUGUAAACGUUUUAAUAGAACUAUUAUAUUAAUCCGAAUAGCUACAGUAAUCGCAUUAUUGUAUGCAUGUAACCUUACUCGUUGGCGCUGCCCACGUCACAGACGCUACAAUGGCUCAGAUACAGAAACGGCAUAAUGUUUACACCCCUGCUGUAUCCUCUGCACGUCACGAUUAAACUUUGAUUUUAUUUUGAGUGCAGAUUGAAUUUGAUGAUGAUUGAUUACUAAUGCCUGGCAAGCAAAGUCUGUGCAGCAAGUUCUGUCUGACGAUCACGUGACGAGUUGCUGGUUGCUUCAGAUAGAAGUAGCUAGUCACGACAGUGAGCGCCGUUGUGAAUGCAGUAGGAGCUGCUACUAACAGCAGAGAUGCUGGUAUAUAGUGCUAAAAGCUAAAAGUCUGACAGGACAAGCUACGUGACUAUACACCGCCCCGGUGUGACAGUUAGCAGGCCAGGUGGAGGAGGAGGAGGUACGGUAGCUAUGUGGGUGUUCGGGUAUGGCUCUCUGAUCUGGAAGGUGGAUUUUCCCUAUGAGGAGAAGCGGGUCGGCUUCAUCACAGGCUUCAGCCGGCGCUUCUGGCAAGGCAGCACCGACCACAGGGGAGUGCCAGGCAAGGUUCUGGAUGGGGACAGAGGCUCGAUGUUGUCCACCUCUCUACAGGUUCUGGAUGGGGACAGAGGCUCAAUGUUGUCCACCUCUCUACAGGUUCUGGAUGGGGACAGAGGCUCGAUGUUGUCCACCUCUCUACAGCCUGGCCGAGUCGUGACUCUAGUGGAGGACCCAGAGGUGAGCUGCCACCUGUGUGUGGGUUGUGUUUGGGGCGUGGCCUAUAAGCUGCCGUCUGGCCGAGAGCAGGAAGUGAAGCGUUACCUUGACCACCGGGAGAAGGGCGGUUACCGCGUCAUCGCAGUGAACUUUCACCCCCGACCCUCCGUGACCCCCACAAGACACACUGACACUCCCCAUGCCCCCAGCCAGGCUCUGCUCUACAUCGGUUCUAAUGACAACCCUGACUACCUGGGACCCGCCCCCCUGGAGCUGAUAGCCAAUCAGAUUGUAGAUGCAGUCGGGCCGAGCGGACGGAACACUGAAUACCUGUUUUCAUUGGCCGAGGCGCUGAGGACCCUCCUCCCUGAAGACUCUGACACACACCUCUUCUCUCUGGAAGACCUGGUUAGAGAGAGACUAACACGUACUAAAUGUGUGUCAGGAAACCAUCGCAGGGAUGCUGUAGAUUGUCAGUCAUGUGAUUGUCUCCAGGACCAUUCAGAGCUGGGUCAGGGUUAGGGUCGGGACCGUUCAGAGCUGGGUUAGGGUUGUUCAGAGCUGGGUUAGGACCGCUCAGCGCUGGGUCAAGGUUAGGGUCGGGACCAUUCAGAGCUGGGUUAGGGUUGUUCAGAGCUGGGUUAGGACUGUUCAGAGCUGGGUCAGGGUUAGCGUCGGGGCCGUUCAGAGCUGGGUCAGGGUUAGCGUCGGGGCCGUUCAGAGCUGGGUUAGGGUUGUUCAGAGCUGGGUUAGGACCGCUCAGCGCUGGGUCAAGGUUAGGUUUAGGACUGUUCAGAGCUGGGUCAGGGUUAGGACUGUUCAGAGCUGGGCCAGGGUUAGUCGAAUAUGUACCAAACCUGCCAGGUCAGUGAUCUUUUUGCUGCGUUCAAAACAACUGGGAACUCGGAAAUCUCCGACUUCUGUUCAAAACAACUGGGAAUUCUGAAAAAAACGA